AUGACCCGUAUUAUCUGGAAGGACAUCAGAGAGAAGUUGAUCUUGCCUUUCCUUGACAUCGACCUCAAGUACUACGAUCUGGGUCUUGAGUACCGUGACCAGACCGACGACAAGGUCACCAUUGAGUCCGCUGAGGCCAUCAAGAAGUAUGGAGUUGGUGUCAAGUGCGCCACCAUCACUCCCGAUGAGGCCCGUGUCGAAGAAUUCAAGCUGAAGAAGAUGUGGCUCUCUCCCAACGGAACCAUCCGUAACAUUCUUGGCGGAACUGUUUUCCGUGAGCCCAUUGUCAUUCCCCGCAUUCCCCGCCUUGUUCCCGGCUGGACCAAGCCCAUCAUCAUCGGUCGUCACGCUUUCGGUGACCAGUACCGUGCUACUGACCGUGUCAUUCCUGGACCUGGAAAGCUUGAGCUCGUCUACACCCCUGUGGGCGGCGAGCCCGAGUCCAUCAAGGUCUACGAUUUCCAGGGUGGCGGUAUCACUCAGACCCAGUACAACACUGAUGACUCCAUCCGCGGCUUCGCCCACGCCAGUUUCAAGCUCGCUCUUGCUAAGAGCCUCCCUCUGUACAUGAGCACCAAAAACACCAUCCUGAAGAAGUACGAUGGCCGUUUCAAGGACAUCUUCCAGGAGAUCUACGAGUCCACUUACAAGAAGGACUUUGACGCCAAGAACAUCUGGUACGAGCAUCGUCUCAUUGACGACAUGGUCGCUCAGAUGAUCAAGAGCGAGGGUGGCUUCGUCAUGGCCCUCAAGAACUACGAUGGUGAUGUCCAGUCCGAUAUCGUUGCCCAGGGCUUUGGCUCCCUCGGUCUCAUGACCUCUACUCUUAUCACCCCUGACGGCCAGUCUUUCGAGUCCGAGGCCGCUCACGGUACCGUUACCCGCCACUACCGCGAGCACCAGAAGGGCCGCGAGACCUCCACCAACCCCAUCGCUUCCAUCUUUGCCUGGACCCGUGGUCUGAUCCAGCGUGGAAAGCUCGAUGACACCCCCGAUGUUGUUGCUUUCGCCGAGGAGCUCGAGCGCGCCUGUAUCGAUGUUGUCAACGAGGAGGGUAUCAUGACCAAGGAUCUUGCCCUUGCCUGCGGCCGCAAGGACCGUGAGGCCUGGGUUACCACCCGUGAGUACAUGGCUGCCGUUGAGCGCCGACUCAAGUCCAACCUCAAGGCCCGCCUGUAA
Molecule: messenger RNA, 1179 nt
Organism: Aspergillus calidoustus
Lineage: Eukaryota; Fungi; Ascomycota; Eurotiomycetes; Eurotiales; Aspergillaceae
Source: the annotation of a GenBank genome assembly